This is a messenger RNA of Hyla sarda, 5721 nucleotides long. It is a transcript of the gene FAM234A, whose product is annotated as family with sequence similarity 234 member A. Bases 142 to 1797 code for a protein of 551 amino acids. The transcript has 12 exons. Gene Ontology annotation, molecular function: protein binding. Lineage: Eukaryota; Metazoa; Chordata; Amphibia; Anura; Hylidae. The record is from RefSeq and is a predicted model, not a curated record.
AGACGGAAACCCCGGAAGUACCGGUCCCAUCCCCUUCUGGGUCCGUGCAGGAAAGGAGACGCUAAACUUUAGUUCCGCCUCUCCUUCUCUGCGUACGUGAAGGCGAAUAGUGAAGGUCCAGAAGACAACUGGGACACUACCAUGAACGACAAGGAUACGGAGGGAGAAGACCACCCUUUAAAAAAUAGUGAAGGAAAGGCAGUGGAGAACAAUAAUGACACGGGUGGAGAAAAGGAUGUGUGCAUUAAAAAGCAGAACAGACUUUCACGUCUGUCAAAGAUUCGCACUGCCGCAUUUUUUGGUGCGUUGUUUCUUUGCCUUGCAGCAGUGUUUGCUUUUUCGUUUAUAAUUCCUUGCCCAGUGAGACCUUUCUCUCAGAGAACCUGGAGCUUACAGUAUAACAACUCUGUUGGUUAUCCUUUUCUGGCUACAGAAGAUGUGAACAAAGACAACGUGCAAGAUGUUCUUUUCAUUUUUAAAACGGACAGUGCCAGUCAGUUAAACGUAUCCUGUGCGGAUGAAGGCUUUCAGUCACCUUGCUUCUUUUUAUCUGCCUUGUCUGGAACAAAUGGAAGCACAUUGUGGGUCAGACCAGUUUCAGAUGAUGAUGUGCAGUUGGUGGAGUGCAGUAUCCAUAACCUUGGCGGUGGAGACAGUGUUGGUUGCCUGGUUAUAAGGAAAUCUGGAUUUAUAUUGGCAAUUGACUCUACAACAGGACAUGCUUUGUGGGAAAAGCCAACUGGAUUUGUGGCUGGGUUCACUGUCAUAAAACCAGUGCUGAAAAUUCCAGAUGUGGAUAGGGAUGGUAUAGAAGAUCUCAUGGUUUUUAUUUUUGCAGAAAAUGAGCUGCAAAGUGCUGUAUUUUCAGGAAAAAAUGGUGACCGUAUUGGACAAAAGUGGACGAUUAGUACUGACCAACCAAGUGGUUAUUAUACACAUGUGACAAAGUCUAAGGCAUAUUAUGUCCUCUUCUACAAAGGUAGCUCCAUUGCUGCAUAUUCUGUCAGCGGACUGUGUUCGCACACUGCAGGACUUGAAGCAAAACCCACCGGACAGGAUUCUGACUGGGAGGCACAAAUGAAUAGUUCUACCGGGUUUAUUCCUCUAAUGGCUUCUUCCAGCUCUGGUAAUAUUCUCUACAUCUUAAAUGUCCCUGGAAGAUACUACAACAAUAUCUUAGUUGUGAAAUCUGAAGUUUCAGAACUGCUGGAUGGUCAAAAGUUUCAAACAUUGUGGUCUGUCAAUACGACCAACAUUUUAAGUAAACCAGCUUUGGGAUUUUUCAAAAGAGAUGUCUUGUCUAUAAUGAUGGAGCUAGAGACUGGAAUGAACAGAAAGAAGGUCAUUAUUGUAGACAGCAAUAGUGGGGCUUUGCAGUGGGAGUAUGACCUGAGUUUGGGAAUUGCCAGACAAAACCCUGCCGUGCUGAACACAGGAGACCAUCGCUCAACGUUUCUGUUCUGGGGAGUGAACUCUCCAGAGCCCAACAACAUUACAGAGUUAGAAGAAAACCUGUUCAUGUUUCACCCAUCACAUCCGAAAGCCCUUCUGCAACUGAACAACCAUACUGAAAAUAUUAUCAUGUUUAGGGCUGCCCUGUUUGAGCGGAGCCGGCAUGCUUGUUACGUUUUGAUAACUGGUCCCAACACAACAGAGGACCCUGGCACUUUGAUGGUUUCUAAGCGGAAGUUAAAGGAGGACAUCAGCAAUGCAAAAGUCAUAUGGUUUGGUACAGAAGAGGUCAACACUGAAGCGAUAAGAGAUGAGUUUUUUAGAAUGAGAUACACCAGUCACUAACAUGAAGAAACCAAUGUAGUGAACGUAAAAUGUUUGUGCAUGACUUCAGUCCUCACAUCUUAAGAACUAUGCUUUCAUAAUAUCAGGUGCAAACAAAAAAGGUCCAAUACUAAAAGAAACUUUUUAGAAGUGCUGUUGAAUCAUUUUCUGAUACUAAGCCUUUAGUGUCACCAUUCAGACCUGGAUCUGCAAACAGAUGCAUAUUUCCAUUGAAGAUUUUGAUGCGGCUGGCAUUUACAUCCAGAAACUAAGGAGAAGAUCUGAAAAUGUCUGCCUGGUGUAGAUGUCGACUUCUACAACAUGUUGUUCUUGCAUCUGAUCAUAAUUCUACAUAACCCUCUCUACAUCUACUGUAGAUACAAUCUGAUUCAGUCACAUACUAAUAAUUCUCUUAUUGAUUGUUGGCUCUGUCAGUCAAAAUAUGUAACAGCAUUCUUGUUGUAUGCAAUGAUACAGGGACCUUAAAAUGGAUGGUGCACCAAGCUACCGAUGCAGCACUAAGCCUAUUAACAGCUGGAUGAGCUAUGUUAGGGAUGACUAAAUGUGCACUGUACAUCUGAAUAUAAAUGUUAACUAUUCGUAAGAAAGGGAAAUGCUUAUGACAUUAAUAUAAACAGGAUGAAACUAUUUAUUUUCUUGUUAAUUUAAUAUAUAUAUAUAUAUAUAUAUAUAUAUAUAUAUAUAUAUAUUAAAUUAUCUUAAGGUGGACAGAAAAAUAUGGUUUGUUAACAACUAAUAUUAAAGGUAAAUGCAGGUGAAUUCAUCUAUCUGUAACUGGGAAAACAAGAUGGCCUUCUAAAGAAUGACUUAUUGAUUUACUGUUAGAGUAUUAGAGCCAUUUUUUAUUUAAAUGGGUCUAAAGUUUUUUUGCUAACUAGUUUCUUUAUAAACUAUUAUAGAGGUUUGAGCUCCGUUUUCCUGAUCCAGAGCACUGAGUUCCUUACAGAGUCCUAGAGUUAGGACAUACCAUUCUUGCUGCCUCCAGACACCACUACAGGGAGUUUAGAAGCUUACUUUUUACUAUAUAAUUAAUAUUUCUAUUAAGUUUAGUGUAUAAACAGUAUACAGCAAGCUAAUCCUAAUCAUAAUUGUUGUCAGCCAAAAAAGUAUAUUUUAACUGUGGAUAUUGGGUCCAUAAACACCAUGGUGUUAAACAUGAACAUUAACUUUAAGUGACUAAAAAAGGUUUUCAAUCCUAUUGUGUGGUAUAGACAGGCUUUUUUUGAUUUUGAUAUUUUGGUUUGCUUCCAGCUGAUAUAUCUUUUGCCUGUGGGACAGAAUAUUGUAGAAGUCUCUGCAAGUCUAUCCAACAAAUAAAAUGUAUGCUAGCGUAAAGCAGAUUAAACAUAGUCACAAGUAGACAAUGUUUGGUCUGGUCUAUUGAGGCCUAUGGUUAUGCCACAUCAGAAUAACUUUUUUGCUAGUAUGUAGUCUUGUACGUGUAGUGUAGUCACAUUAUAGAAACAAACAUACAUUGGAUUUGCCAUGUAAGAUGAUGUUUAGACACAGUUUUUUUUUUAGAGCUGUAAUUUGAGCUUACGGACCAAAAUACAUUAGUGCCAUUAAAGGGUUACUCAAGGGAACAGAACGUAUUCCCUAUCCACAGGAUAGAGGAUAAGUGUCUGAUUGCAGAGGUCUGACCCCUGGGACCUUCUGCAAUUUCCUGGCUACUUACCUGUACUCGGCAUUCUCUUGGUUUCCACCUUCCAAGACGAGCACUAGUGAUGGCCGCUGAGACAAUCCCUAGCCACAGUGUUGUCUCACCUCAGCCAGUAAUUGGCUUAGCGGGCUGUCACUUGUGCCUGUCUCCGAGGGUGGGGGGCGAAGUUCACCAAGGACGAGUAAGUAGUCAAGCCCCAUGCAUGAGAUUGCAGGGGGCCCCAACAGUCGGACCCCUCGAAAUGAGAUAUUUAUCCCAUAUCCUGUGCAUAAGGGAUAGGCUAAGUUCCCAAAAGUACCCCUUAAAUGGCUCCAAGAAAAGUCUAACACCAGAUUGUACAGCUGUAAAAAUGAAUGGGUGCACAAACAAGUUUAAUAAAACUCCAUAGUUAACAAAAGGCUGUUUUUUUUUAACUCUAAGAUGGCCAUAUAUUUUACUGGUCAAAAAACUACCAAAAUACUAUGCGGGAACAAAGCCCAAUAGAAUUAAAACCCAAAAUGUAUUACCAGUUAAAGAAAACAAGAUAUUAAAGAUCUAGAUGAAUAGGACAUUCACAGGGCAGCAUUACUGGAGGAUCUGUAUUUCCUUGGCUUCAUGUAAGGGAAGUUAUAUCUGGAGUCAGUGAGAAGACAACCAACCUGUUUGAGCUGCACGCCGCGGUGCCAGCUCGCAAACAGCCGGGUGGCGACCACGGGGCUGGAGUAUUGUGACGACAUGACUACGCCCCCACUAUGCAAGUUUAUGGGAGGGGGCGUGACAUCACGCCCCCUCCCAUAGACUUGCAUAGCGGGGGGUGACGUCACACGGGGGCGGAGUCGUGACGUCACAAUACUCCAGCCCUGUGGUCGCCACCCGGCUGUUUGCGAGCUGGCACCAUAGCGUGCAGCUCAAACAGGUGGGUGGCGAAUACAAGAUAGCGGGGGUCCCCCAUGGUGAGACAUCUUAUCCCCUAUCCUUUGGAUAGGAGAUAAGAUGUCUCAGGGCCGGAGUACCACUUUAAAUCUAUUUGUUCUCUGCUUGAGGGUAGUAUGGCAGGUAUGGGUUUCUUCUUUUCUUUCCUUUUAUUUCUAUGUUUUAUUAAACUACAGAAUUCUGAUACAUCUGUCCCAAAAAAAAGAUCAAAUUAAAUUUUACAACAGUGUUUGUAAUAUUAAUAUCCUAAGAAAAUGAAGUAUAUAUGUGUGUGUGUGUAUAUAUAUAGAUAUAUAUAUAUAUAUAUUAAGGAUUUUUAUUCUUCCCUUAAAGGGAUACUCCGCUGCUCAGCAUUUGGAACAAACUGUUCUGAACGCUGGAGCUCGUGAUGUCAUAACUCCGCCCCUCAUAACAUCACUCCCCGCCCCCUCAAUGCAAGUCUAUGGGAGGGGGCGUGACAGCAGACUUGCAUUGAGGGGGUGGGGUGUGACAUGAGAGAGCGGGACUAUGACGUCACGAGCUCCCAGCGUUCGGAACAGUUUGUUCCAAAUGCUGAGCAGCAGAGUACCCCUUUAAGUUAAUGAACCUAUUUUAUUUAAUUAAAAGGAGCAUUUAAGCUGCUGCACUUUACUUGAAAUCUAUAAACCUGUGGUCUGGGAUGAACUCUAAAUAAUUAUUUAUAAAGAAAUAGAUUACAAUGCUUGAUGUGCCUUUGAUUUAAUACUAUAUAUUGAGGUUUACACACUGAUUCCAUUUUUUAGUAACUCUCUUUUGUAGGGUACGGGUCAUGCUUGAGCAGGAGAAAGAUUACUUGGGGAUAAUUCUGAUGAUGGAAAUAAUGUAAUGUACUUCACUGUAUGUGUGCUGUGUAUAAUAAAUGAUUGGUUAUACUAUUUCCUUGCUUGCUUUGGUGUGUACGGAUAUAUACUGUAGUAUUCCCUGAGCUAAAAGCUGGAUAACCAGUAAGCGUGCAGUCAUAGUAUGUAGGGGAUGAGAUGUAAAGAAACAAAACAGGACUUUUCUGAGCAAAAUGAGAUGAGAAUCUGUGAUGCUACCACCAUUGUACAUCUGAAUUGCGAUGGUUUUCGUCUUUAAUUCUCAUUUCCUGCAUCAUUGUUCAGUCAGGACAUCCUGAUACUUACAUACAUAAUUACAUGUUUUAUAAGGUUGAAAAAAAAGACAAGAGUCUACCAAGUUCAACCUAAUACCCUACUGUAAAGAUAAAUGGGGGUGACUGGUUCUCAAGGUCUUGAGUGUGAUGGAAAUGUGUUAUAUGGUUUUGUCUGUGGAUAUGUAAUGAUGAUAGUGGUGUUCUAUAUUAUUAAAUUACAAAUAAAUUACGCUUUUAUCUA